Molecule: messenger RNA, 2888 nt
Organism: Hibiscus syriacus
Lineage: Eukaryota; Viridiplantae; Streptophyta; Magnoliopsida; Malvales; Malvaceae
Exons: 6
Coding region: 99-2603 (834 amino acids)
Source: RefSeq, a predicted model, not a curated record
GUUUUAUCCAAACUUAAUUUUCCAGGAGCAAAGUAAAGCACGAACGAUUUGAAUCACAAAUCUCUGUAUUUGAGUUAGGGUUUUGAGAAGACAAUUAAAUGUACAACGGAAUCGGUCUGACAACCCCUCGAGGGUCAGGCACCAAUGGUUACAUUCAGAGCAACAAAUUCUUCGUAAAGCCGAAGACGAAUCGGGUAACCGAUUCCACCAGACCUUUCGAGGCCGAUCAAGGUACGGCCGGUCUCACCACCAGGGAACCCAACAAGGAAAUCCUGGAGCAUGACCGCAAGCGUCAGAUUGAGCUCAGGCUUGUGGUUUUGGAAGAUAAACUCACCGAACAAGGUUACACUGAGUCUGAGGUCGCCGAGAAGCUUGUCGAGGCUAGGAAAGCUCUCGAAGAUGCCCAGCAAGAGAAAGAUGAAGAAGAAGGAGAAGUUGUACCUAAGCCUACUCAUCGACAAAAGGUUUCAAAUACGCAGACCCACCAAGUUGCUGCGAGGAAGGAGAAGCAGAUGCAGACCUUUAGGGCUGCUCUUGGAAUCGGGGUUUCUGAAUCUGGGCUUCCUCCUCUGCCAAAUCGUCGAAAAAAUAACGAUGAGCGGGAGCAUUCCUUUCUGAAUAGAGAUCCACCUGUUUCUGCAGCAUUGGAUGCGGAUGAUCUUAAUGUUAAAGCUGACAAGAAAGAAGUUCAAGCUGUUCGAGAUGAAGAUGAAGAGCUGCAAAAUCGAAAAAAGAAAAAGGAUAAGAAGAGGUCUAGGCAUCAGGACUCGGAUACUGAUACAGACAGCAAUGUAGAGCAUUCAAAGAAAACUGCUCGCAAGAAGAGUCGUAAGCAUUAUGAUACUGAGAGUAGUGGUUCUGAUGAUAUUGUCAGUCGAAAGAAGUCAAAAAAAUCAGAGAAGCGCAAUAGAAGCAGACCUAAUGAUAGACAGGGUAGUGAAUCGGAUUAUGAUUCAAAUAGGGCAAGAGGUCAUAAAAAGGAAACAGUUAGGACAAGUCGUCAUAGGCAUGACUCCAGUGAGGAUGACUCUGAUUCUGGUGGUGGGAGGGAAAUGAAGAGAGGUGAAGUUCAAAAACAAAAGAUCGAGUUGAUUGGGAGACAAAGGAGAGAGCGGGGCAAUAUGGGUAACAAAUCCGAUUCUAAUGCUGAAAGACAAAGAGGCAGAAAAAAAGAAACAGUUAACAAAGUUCGUAAUAGGCAUGACUCCAGUGUGGAUGCCUCUGAUUCUGAUGAUGAGAGGGAAAAGAAGAGAGGUGAAAUCCAUAAACAAAAGUAUGAGUUGAUUGGGAGUCAGAGGAGAGCGAGGGACAACAUGGGUAGUGAAUCUGAUUCUGAUGCAGAGAGAGGGAGAGGCCGUAAAAAGGAAACAGUUAAGAAAGGUCCUCGUAGGAAUGAUUCCAAUGAGGCCGACUCCGACACUGCUGGUAGAAGGGGAAGGGAGAAAGGUGAAUAUGAUUCCGAUGGAGAUAGAACAAGAGAUCCUAAAAAGGAAAUAGUUCAGAAACAUGGUCAUAUGUAUGAUACGGAAGAUGAUAGUGAUUCUAGUAAAAUUGAUGAAAAAGUAGAGAAGGGUAGGAGAAGAGGUAGAAGACAUGAUUCUGAGGAUGAUGAGAAUCCCAAUUCAUCCUAUGGCAGGAGAAGUGGCGAGGCUAAAGCAGCAAGAGAAAGGACUGCUAGGAGAUCGGUCUCUCCGAGAGAUGAUACUGAUGCAAGUUCUGGUGACUCCGAUAAACAUGAUGUAAAGCAUCAAACUAUUGUAAAGAAUAAUGCUGUUGACAAAGAUAGAAGAGGACAUAGAGGUGAUGAUGACAGUCAUAAUGCUAGAGGUCGUCGAUAUCAAGAAGAAAAGGACUUUGCAUCUGCUGCAGCCAAGAAUGAUGAUAGAAGGGGAAGAACCCUAAAUGAGGGUGAUAGAUUAGAGAGAUUGCAGAAAUCAGAAAACAAUAGGGAAAUGAUGAAAGGAAAGAGGAAGUUCGAUGAUGAAUUCCAUGACGAGCAGCCAGAAUCAAAGUCAAGAAGUCGAAACUUGGGAAGAGGCAUGGAGCAAAAAAGGGAUAAUCCAAAGGAUAAGUUCAAUUCUGAAUCAAAUGCCAAAGAUUAUGGGGGGAGAGAUGAUUUGAAUAGGGAUGAAUAUUCUAGGUGGGGGGAAGAUGACCAGAAUAAGGAUGAAUACUCUAGAUGGGGAAGAGAGGAUCGGAAGAGGGAUGAAUAUUCUAGGUGGGAGAGAGAUGAUCGGAAGAGGGACAAUACUUCUAGGUCAGUUAGGACUGGAGGAGAGCCUGACGGUGAGAGUGGUAGACAAGAUGGCAGACUUCAGAGCAGGAUCAGCAAACCAGAUGAUGGAUCUAAGAGAGAUGAUCGGGUUUACGAGGACCAGAGAGGUGGACGAAGGAAUGGCAGGGAAGAAGAGGAACCCGGAGGGAGAGAAAAAGAAAGAGAUGAGACGGACCAUAAAUAUAGAAGUCGUGGAAGGGAUGAGGAUGAGAAUCAUGGAAGACAUAGGUACAGGGAAGACGAUCAAGGGAAUAAAGGUAAUGUGCGGGAUAGAAUGGCAUAUGAUGAUGUCCGGUCUAGUGAGAGAAGAUCGCGUAGAGAUGACUGACAAUGAUGGGUGUGAGAACGUACUUGGUUGAAAGUACGUUUAAAAGGUACAAGCUUGAAAUGGUUUAAAGACUUUAUGAAGGCAAGUGCCCCCCCUAUACGAGUGUUUAAAUUUGAAGGAUGUUUUGUGUGUUUUUGGUUUCCCUUUGGUUCGCUGGAUUUUAGAAUUUAUCAUAUGACGAGUAAUGAAUAAGCCUUCUGUAUAUUCAGAGGAAGAACUGCUUUUUGUAAUGGUUUAUUUUGUCCCAACAUUUAGUGUUUAAUAUAGACUGAUAUUAUUGGCUGC